Messenger RNA from Fusarium vanettenii 77-13-4, 5382 nucleotides. RefSeq lists its product as uncharacterized. Gene Ontology annotation, biological process: cellular response to gamma radiation; double-strand break repair via nonhomologous end joining; regulation of DNA-templated transcription. The transcript is spliced from 6 exons. Gene Ontology annotation, molecular function: DNA helicase activity; zinc ion binding; damaged DNA binding. Bases 1 to 5382 code for a protein of 1793 amino acids. Lineage: Eukaryota; Fungi; Ascomycota; Sordariomycetes; Hypocreales; Nectriaceae. Gene Ontology annotation, cellular component: Ku70:Ku80 complex; nucleus. The record is from RefSeq and is a predicted model, not a curated record.
AUGGCAGACAAGCAAGAUUGGCGUCGAGAAGAUGAAGAUGAGGGGGAGCAGGAGAUUGAUGAGAACAGUUACAAGGCGCAAAAGGAUGCCAUCUUGCUCGCGAUAGAUGUGAGCAAGUCAAUGUUGGAGCCACCGCCGCACUCGGAUUCAAAAAAGGCAGACCGGGAUAGUCCCGUACAGGCAGCGUUGAAAUGCGCCUAUCAUCUGAUGGAGCAGCGCAUCAUCUCCAAUCCCAAGGACAUGAUGGGCAUUCUCCUAUUCGGCACUGAAAAGUCCAAGUUCCAAGACUCGGGCGAUGGUCGCAGUGGACUCGGCUAUCCUCAUUGUUACCUAUUCACUGAUCUUGACGUCCCCGCGGCAGAGGACGUCAAGGCCCUGAAGGCUCUAGUUGAAGAGGGGGAAGAUGAGGAUGAAGUCUUGACACCCUCUGAGGAGCCAGCCAGCAUGGCCAACGUGCUCUUUUGCGCCAACCAAAUUUUCACAACAAAGGCCGCAAACUUUGGAAGCCGUCGCUUGUUCAUAGUGACCGACAACGACGAUCCUCAUGCGUCUGACAAGCAAGCAAGAUCAGCCGCGGCUGUUCGUGCAAAGGAUCUGUAUGAUCUCGGCAUCAUAAUCGAUCUCUUCCCCAUCACUCGAGGGGACGAGACCUUUGACCUGAACAAGUUUUACGAUGAUAUCAUCUACCGUGACCCAGUUGGGGAAGCCAACAUGUCAGAGAUUCGCACCUCCAAGUCUGGAGAUGGACUUACCCUGCUCAACUCGCUCAUCUCGAAUGUGAAUUCGAAACAAACAGCGAAACGAGCACUCUUCUCAAACUUGCCCUUUGAGAUUGCCCCAGGACUGCGAAUCUCGGUUAAGGGAUACAAUAUUGUCCACCGCCAAACGCCCGCCCGCACCUGUUACAUCUGGCUCGAUGGCGAGAAACCCCAGAUUGCCGCAGGCGAAACUACUAGAAUCGCCGAGGAUAGUGCCCGAACGGUCGAGAAGGGAGAGACAAAGAAGGCGUACAAGUUUGGCGGCGAAUACGUCUAUUUUACCCCUGAUGAGCAGAAGUCCCUGAAGGAUUUCGGAUCACCAAUCAUUCGCAUCAUUGGCUUCAAGUCAAGGAGCCAGCUUCCCAUCUGGGCGAGCGUCAAGAAGUCUACCUUUAUCUUCCCCAGCGAAGAGGACUUUGUCGGCUCGACGCGAGUCUUUACUGCACUGUGGCAAAAGCUACUCAAGGACGACAAGAUUGGUCUUGCAUGGUGCAUCACCCGAGCUAACGCGCAACCGAUACUCGCGGCCAUCAUUCCAUCUAGAGAACGGUCUGAUGAUGAGUCGGGAACACCAUACUUGCCCGCAGGUCUUUGGAUCUAUCCCUUGCCCUUCUUGGACGAUUUGCGAAGUAUCAACCCCCCAGGGGAAGUGGUGCGAAGUUCUGAUGAGCUCAAGACACAAAUGCGCACCAUUGUGCAACAGCUUCAACUCCCCAAGGCCAUGUACAACCCGUCCAAGUACCCGAAUCCUGCCCUUCAAUGGCACUACAAGAUUCUCCAGGCGCUUGCGCUGGAAGAAGAGGUGCCUGAGAAGGCUGAGGAUACGACUGAGCCCAAGUUCAAGGCCAUCAGCAAGCGAGCUGGUGGUUACCUUGAAGAUUGGUCGGAAACACUGGAGGGUGAAGCCGGACGUGUUUCUAGUGCUAAGUCCACUAAGCGCGAGGCAGACGAUGAUGAUGUGAAGCCAACCAAGAGGAGCAGAGGCUCAUCGGAGAAGCCCUCUGGGUCUUCACUCUCGACUUCUCAGCUGAAGACAGCGAUUGAGAGCGGUGGCAUCACCAAGAUGACGGUGGUGCAACUCAGAGACUUGCUGGGGGCCAAAGGCUUGAGCACAGCUGGUCGCAAGAUGGACCUGAUUGAGAGAGUUGAACAGGUGGUGAUGGAUGAUAUGCCCACGCCACCGUUGAGUGGUGGGCGCACACCCAAGCCUCAGGCUGAGGAGCCGCCGCCGGGUCACAGAACCCACACCCCUGUCAUCUCCUCCCCCAACCCACCACUACUCGCGAACGCGAAGCGUCCAGGCCCGCCAGCGCCAUCGCGGACUCCUCACAGGCUUUCAUCGUCAGCGCCCGCCAGCAGCAGAAGCUCAUCGCCUCAGCAGGAGCCAGGCUCGGCUCAGUACCUCGACAGGCUGCUCCGCCUGGUCCGAUGCCGCCGUGCCCUACGCUCCAGCUCCAGCUCCGCCAUGGCUGACUUCCUCGCGAGCUUCGGUCUCGGCGCGCAGACGCCCGCCGCGUCCAGUAACCCGCAGUGCGAUUCGGUCCAGGAUUUGCAGCUUCACCUCCGCGGCGCUCUCGAUGCCAAGGUCACCCCGAACCGCGCCGAGCAUCUGUCCAUCACAAUCGAGCUGAGGGCCACCGUCCGCUUCCAGCUUGCCGUCGAGCCCGAGAAUGGCGCCCUCGAUAAUCUCAAUAAUAUUGACCCGUUGAUGGGAGGAAUGCGCUCGGCGAGUGUUUCCGCUGAUCAAUCUGGGGGACAGCUCUCUCGGGUUGUUUUUGCUAAUGACACCCUGAUGAACCAACCGCAAGAUGAUCCGGCUCUGCAACGAUCUGUCGCAAAACACAUUAUCGGUCUUGUCAGCGCAACAGAUGGUAGCACUUGGAGUGUUCGAGAAGUAUCGCGAGGGUCGCAAGGCUGGACUUUUACGUAUCUGUGCAAGGACUCUUAUCAGCAAUGGAAUCGACAAACUUCAAAGAACCCAACCAAGGCGAUUGUGGGCGAGUUUAGUCAACGGGACCCAGACCCAGUUCUGCAUGCUCGACCUGCAUUUGACUGCCGCGGAUGCGUCACCAUUGCAUUUAAUCGCAACAGCCGUGCAAUCACGGUCAAAUACGACCACACACCUAUGCACAAGACAGUUGCUCAGCUUGCCGAGUACUUCAAGCCUCCUCCUCGUCAACUAGGCCCCGGCGCUCAGAAACUGCAACAGCAAAAGACUAAGGAAAAGACACCCAAGAAGGCAAAGGGCGAGAAGAGGGAACGAAAGAAGCGGGAAACCAAGGCGCAAGAUGAGAAUGGAAACCCUCGGAAACGGAAAAAGAAGAAUAAUGGCGCAGCUCAACCUACUGCUCCUGAUGGACCCAUGAUACCUCCAGACUAUCCCGGAGCGCCACCAAUUGAUGGACAAGCAGGACCUUCCUAUGCUGCUGGGGAGCAGACAGAUGGAACUGCGCAGAACCAACAAGGAUUCGGCGAUUAUCCUCAGGGUCUGAUGGGAGACGCAGCGGCCGCGACUAAUGGAUCAACAACUCAGACUGGUAGCCAACCUUCAGUCACCUACCCAGUUAAUGUCUCGGCAGCUGAAGCAGCACGUCGACGAGAGGCUGCCCUGACGAUGCUCAGCAAUGCGGGUGUUGAGCCGUCAACUCUGUCAGCUGAGCAGUUCAACAUCUUUUCCAACCAGGCACCAGAACUCCAGCGAGAGUCCCUGGGCAUGCUUGUCAAGUAUGGUGCAGAACGGCUGCGAAUUGUUCAUCCCGGCAAUAGGGAGGGUUCUGCGCAGACGAACGCAUCUGCUUCUACCCCGAGCAGUCAGACAACCCCGUCUGGGCCCAUGACAACUAAGGAACUUGUGCCCCAGUCUGGUGCUCAGAACAACGUGGGAACAGACAACGAAGCUCCUACUAGCACUGAGGCAGAGGCUGCGGCAGAAGUACCAGAGACAACGAAACGAGGCAAGAGGAAGAAGAUGGCCAAAUCUCGGACAGCUUGCUUCCCUUGCAAGGCUCGAAAGAUUAAGUGUCCAAAGGAGAGGCCUACUUGUACCGAGUGUGAAAGCCACGGCACUGCAUGUGAAUAUGCACCUCAAAAGUCAAGAAACAAGAAGAAGAAGCCUGAAAAAUCGGAGCCCAUAGUUGUCGAAGACGAUGAAGAGGAAGAGGACGAAGAGGAAGAGGACGAAGAAGAAGAGGAGCAGCAACAGGAAGAUGCCGAGGAAGACGCUCCUGAGGAGGACAGCACCCAGCGAGAUGCAUCACAGGACUACUCAUACCCUCAGAUGAACAUUGGAAACAUGGUCACAACCACGGAUACAACAUCUCAGGAUCUCCAAAAUUCCCAAAAUGGCUACUAUCAGCCCUCCUCGGGCUUGUCAUUGCCUCAGCCAGACCCCUAUUUGAAUGCACAACAGCCCAUGACUGCUGAUCCAGGGCUCGUCAUGCCACCCAGGCAAACUUAUAGCACCGGUAUGCCUGAAGUAACACACCCACCACCCCCAGCUCCGGCUCCGGCUGGCACAAUUGCUCCCAUCGAGUCACGACGAUGGACAGCCAUCGGACCUGGCAACAAGACGCGGCGAAGUCUCCCGUCUGAACCCGUUCACUCUAACGGGCAAAACGUGCCUGCUGCGAACCCUCAACCCUCUGACUGGGCUCAAAGCUCCAACAACAACAUGCCAGCAACAAAUGUUUCGUCUGUUUCACCACAGAUGGCAUAUUCUCGGUCUGCCAACCAGAGAUCGCGGCAGGUGAACCAGAACGUCUCAAGGGACCAUUCACAAAUGGGUGAUGGAAUGCAGCAAGCAACGGCCGUGUCUAAUACGGUAAUGCAACAAGCUCGUCAGUCACCGGUGGCUGCCGCCGCCAUGAUGGCCCAGGCACGCAAGUCCCCGUAUCAACAGGCUGCUGUUCCUCGUGCUACCUCCCGGCAGAGCCAGCGAAACCAGUCGCGGACUCCUGUAGCUGAUCAGACUAGAGGCUAUCAGCCACCUGCUGAUAUGAGCCAUCAACACAACACCAGAUCAUCUACUCGCCAUGACACAUCCCAAAUGACGAAUACUUCUGGCUAUGGCGAGUAUGGGCGGUAUGGUAGCACCAACACUGCAACAAGCCACCAGUCGUCUCAUCGGGGAUACGAUCAGACAAGCUCAACGAUGCAGCACAACACUGACACAACCAGUCAGACUGCUGCCAUGGCCAUGUCGAUGGCGUCUGGGACGCCCUCUACAAUGAGCACCUCAUACCCGACUACCACCUCAUCUGCAAACCAGUGGUCUAGCUCUUCAGGACGAAAUGAUCGUUCCUAUGGCAGCAACUCUUCAUAUCACAACCAAUCCGCAUAUUCACAGCCCGCAUCCUCCAAGCCUGUCUCGGCAUCCAGACAGAACUUUAACAUGCGCGGAAGCACACAACAAGACACACGCACAAGCAGCAGCAACUCUUAUGGCCAGCAGCAGCAGCAGCAGCAGCAGCAACAGCAGAAUUAUCCAUCUUACUCUGGGCCUACACAGCAGAGUCAGACAGGUAACCAGCCAUCAAGCUGGUACUUUCAAGGUUCACACAACAGCUCCAUGAACCCAGGGAACCAGUCGUCAGGCUACAGCUACGAAUCGUGGUCAGGCGUGUAA